This is a messenger RNA of Ruditapes philippinarum (Manila clam), 803 nucleotides long. RefSeq lists its product as uncharacterized. The record is from RefSeq and is a predicted model, not a curated record. The transcript is spliced from 4 exons. The coding region runs from base 6 to 656 and encodes 216 amino acids. NCBI's taxonomy places the organism in Eukaryota, Metazoa, Mollusca, Bivalvia, Venerida, Veneridae.
AUGAAAUGGAGUUAUAUUUCAGUUUUUUCCCUUUACUUCUGUGUUCUUAUUACGUUAGUGGAAAGACAUGCUGGGAUUCGACAUGGUAUAACGAAUCAGUCACAUUGAAGAACGGAUCAAAUUAUGAACACCAGUCGGUGGAUGUCUUGAACUCAAUGUGUCCCAACAAAACAGCAGUGAUUAAUGCAAGUUGUAGAGGCGAGAGAACAGAACCAUUUACGAUGAUGACUGUUGAUUUGAUUAGGGAAUACUAUGCAACAUGUAAUCAUAAAACGGGACUUAUCUGUUAUCCAUUUGGAAAUCAGUCUUGUCCAGAUUUUUCUAUACAAUAUGGUUGCAAUUGUUCUCUGUCGACUUUGGAUCGCGAUGCUGGUACACCAAAUAUAUCAUCAACUACAAUUGUUAUGUCAGGCUCAAAUAAACAAACAGCCAGAACAUCUAAAGUGACGUCACAUCCUGUCGUUACUGCUAAAAGCGAUUCUGUUGGAACGGAGACCGGAAGCGGAAGUAGAGGAAACAGCACCAAUAAUGACAUAACAGGAAGUAGGUCUGCAACAAAAGCGCGCAGGCGUCGUUGCAGGAAUAGUGCAAAGCCUUUGGAAAGUGUUUGGAUAUUGUUGGCUUUAUCGUCGUUUGUUUUGGGAUUGGUACAGUAAAAUGCAAAAUCAAAAUGAUAAACGUUACUGUAAAGAACAACCUUUUGGUGCAAUUAAUGCAAACCUUCGAUCCUAUUCUAUAAUUUAUGCCUUUUUGGUAAUUUGUUUGUUCUUAAUUUUAAAUUGUCUUAUUUACACCAUUUCAAA